Theobroma cacao (cacao) is the source of this 740-nucleotide messenger RNA. RefSeq lists its product as uncharacterized. The record is from RefSeq and is a predicted model, not a curated record. Lineage: Eukaryota; Viridiplantae; Streptophyta; Magnoliopsida; Malvales; Malvaceae.
ACUUCUGGCCUCUUUUGUCUGAUCCAGCCAACGGUAUCAUCCCUCUAUAUAUACGAUGCCCCUCCACUCCGCUUACCCAUCAGGCAUCAACAAAGCACAAAAACACCCUUGUUUUAUCGCUCUAAUAAUUUCACCGUAUCCGUAUCCACAAGAGUGUUCGGUACGUAGAGAGUAUUUGUAAGAUGAGUUCAACUAGCAGGGCAUGGAUUGUGGCAGCUAGUAUUGGAGCUGUGGAGGCACUGAAAGACCAAGGAAUUUGCAGAUGGAACUAUACUCUAAGGUCAGCUCUCCAUCAUGCCAGGAACAAUGUCAGGUCAGUUUCACAGGCCAGGAAGCUUUCUGCUCAAUCUUCAGCUGCAAUUUCAAGUGGAAUGAGCAGGGAAGAGAAGUCUAAGCAAUCAGAAGAAUCUUUGCGGAAAGUCAUGUACUUGAGCUGUUGGGGUCCCAACUGAGGCAUAACAGACUUGAUUAGAAGAAACAUCCCUUGAGGGAAUCAUUGACUCAUGAACAUGCUUAAUUUGGUCAGUGAAAAGAGAGAUUUGGGGAGUGAGCCCAUUAAAAGAGCACAGGGUCAAUAGCGCAUGGUGCACGCGGGGCUUUCCGUGGUGGGUUCUGGUCUUGUAUAUAGUUACAAAGAUGUAAUGAGAACAAUUGCUAUAUCAGCAUCGUAUAUAUCAUAUGAGUUAUGACCAAUGAAAAUAACUUUUGAGAAUCGCUUGUUUCUCAUGUUCAUAUAUAUA